Molecule: messenger RNA, 597 nt
Organism: Anopheles coustani
Lineage: Eukaryota; Metazoa; Arthropoda; Insecta; Diptera; Culicidae
Product: ejaculatory bulb-specific protein 3-like
Exons: 2
Coding region: 1-597 (198 amino acids)
Source: RefSeq, a predicted model, not a curated record
AUGACGGCAGUAUCAGUGACCAGUGCUCAAAGUGUAGAGGAUAGAAUGGGCUUACCCUUAGCUGAGCGCCAUUUGUUGUCCCUAGCGCUCGUCGUCAUGGCGGUGAUGGUGUUGGGCUCAAUGGCGGACAACUACGUCACAAAGUACGAUAAUAUAAACCUAGAGGAAAUCUUCAACAGCUCCCGGUUGAUGAACAACUACAUGAACUGCCUGAAAAACUUGGGCCCCUGUACACCUGAUGGAAAAGAACUGAAAAAAAAUCUUCCCGAUGCACUGAUGAGCGACUGCGUUAAGUGCUCGGAAAAGCAGCGCAUCGGCUCGGACAAGGUGAUCAAGUUCAUAAUCGCGAACCGGCCGGACGAUUUUGCGACGCUCGAGCAGCUCUACGAUCCAACCGGCGAGUACCGGCGGAAGUACCUAGCACCGGACGGGACACUGAAGCCCCGUGAGGAUGAGGAAGAAGACGUACCCCCGGUGAAGGUGGCCAACGAUGGGGACAUUGAGAUCGACACUGCGGCCCACGCAACCGAACAUAACACAGCCCCGUCUCAAGAUCACGACCACGGCGAAGGUCAUACCGAUGAGAGUAAAAAUUGA